AUGCCGGUUGUUAUUGCUCGCUCACUACAAAAGGAUGCCAUCGCCUCAGCAGAAUCUGGCUCCUCAACAACAUCAGACGUUGAGAAGGACCCAGUCACCUUGACUAUAAAGCCGACUGCUUCCUCUGAUCAUUCAGCACUUGGCGAUACCUCUGACAACCGUCGCUUUUGGUUCCAGCGGUCGAAAAGCUAUGACCCAAAUGCCAUCGCAACCCAGCCGUCAGUGUUCGACGAUCCUGAACUUAUCUCUGAAUAUAGACCCCGACCAGAAUGGGAGAACGUUCACCGCUUUGACCCAUCAGCAAGAUGGACCUGGGGCGAAGAGAAUAAAGCUGUCAGAAAGCUCGACAUGCGAAUCAUGGUACUGGCAUGCAUGAUGAUGACAGCACUGGAGCUUGAUCGCUCGAAUAUCCACUAUAACCUUGGAAAUACCAUAUUCAAGCUCUUCUAUCUCUUAAGCGAGAUUCCUGCCCAGCUGAUUGGCAAAUAUAUUGGCGUCGAUAGAUGGAUUCCCAUACAAAUGACUUCGUGGUCAUUGGUGGCUCUCUGUCAGUUCUGGCUGCGCGAUAGGACUUCUUUCCUGGUUUGUCGGGCCUUGGUUGAUUCUCGCUUACAGAUGCAGAUGAUCCUCUACCUCUCUUACUUUUAUAAGCAUCACGAGCUUUCUAUUCGCCUAGGGUUCUGGUAUUCUGCACAGGCAGUCGCGGACGUUCUAGCAGGUCUUCUAGCGUAUGGCAUACUGCAUCUCCGUGGCUAUGCUGGCCAGGCUGGUUGGCGUUGGCUUUUCUUAAUCGAGGGCUCCUUCACUUUAUUUCUCGCCAUUCUAUCUUUUCUUUUCCUGCCACCAUCUGUGACGCAGACGGCCAGCUGGGCACGGGGCAAGAAGGGCUGGUUUACGGAGCGGGAAGAAAUAAUUCUGGUCAAUCGAAUUAUCCGCGAGGACCCAAGUAAGGGCUCUAUGGGAAGCAACGAACCCUUAACAGCCAAACUUGUGUGGCAGAGUUUCAAAGACUACGACCUGUGGCCACUUUACAUGAUUGGUCUUAUAUUCUUGGUACCAUAUACAACGAUUUCCCAAUACUUUACGCUAUUAAUGACUGAUUUCGGGUUCGGGGAGUUCAAUGUCAUCCUGCUCGCCAUUCCAUGCAGUCUACCUGGCGAUUUGCUGACCAAUGAACAGGUCAUAGGGAUUGUAACGAGGAUCAUUCUCACCUACGCCGCUGAGGUCCUCGGAUCCCUUGCAUGGAUGGGAGCUGUGGCCCAAGCCUGGACCCUCCCAAUGCUUAUCUAUAUGAAUGUAGUCGAUUUCAGUCAGACCAAGAGAUGGGUUGCGUGGACAGUCCUCACUUUGAUUCUUUCGUUCCCUAGUCCCCAUGCACUCCAAGCGGGAUGGAACUCUCGCAACUCCAAUAGUGUGCGGUCCCGGGCAUUAUCAGCGGCUAUGUAUAACAUGUGCGUGCAGCUAUCCGGGAUAAUCGCGUCGAAUGUCUACCAAGAUUGGGACGCUCCUCGCUAUGUGCAGGGCAAUCGAGUGCUUCUCGCUCUGGUGUGCACCAACAUCGCUGUGUACGCCCUGACCAAGGUCUACUAUAUACUGCGUAACCGUCACCGAGAUCGGAAGUGGACGGGGAUGACGGAGGAGCAGAGAAUUGACUACAUCGCAAGCACGAAGGAGACAGGGAAUAAGCGAUUGGAUUUUCGGUUUGCGCAUUAA
Molecule: messenger RNA, 1713 nt
Organism: Aspergillus pseudonomiae
Lineage: Eukaryota; Fungi; Ascomycota; Eurotiomycetes; Eurotiales; Aspergillaceae
Product: putative MFS transporter
Exons: 10
Coding region: 1-1713 (570 amino acids)
Biological process (GO): transmembrane transport
Cellular component (GO): membrane
Molecular function (GO): transmembrane transporter activity
Source: RefSeq, a predicted model, not a curated record